AACCAACAAUGGAUAGUCGAUUUUUAUUGUAAGCAACUUCUUGCUUCACAAUAGUUCCAAAGCUGAAAUAAUCUUCUCUAAGUAUCAAAUGUGUGCAACAUCUGCAAUACAUAUAUAUUUAGAGGACAAACAGUAGAGUGGUUGCAACAAUUCACAAAAUCUGUCCAACUACCACUGAAAUAUGUUUUGAUAUUAUGUUUCUUUAUAAUAAGAGGUAUAACUUAUUGACGUUUAUUUUAAUUUAAAAAAAGAAAUAAGACCAAUUGUCACCGAACGCCGCUAUGUGAUGCGCACUUUAUCGUUGUUAAAAGUUGUCAACAUUUGACACAUGUUGUUGAUAAAGUACUGCUAAUUUCAAAAACUUCACGAAAAUUAUAUUAAAGCAUUCAAAUGUGUUAUACUAUCAAAUGUGUUCGUACAUGAACUUCCACUCAAGUUGAUAGUAAAAAUCGCCUUGUCAACAUUCUCAUUUAUUCACAAUUUAAACGGUCCUACAUAAUGCAAGUCAUUUGAUCAAUUCAUUUUAAAGUGUUUUGCUAUCAUGUGUUCAUUUCACAUUGUAUCUCAAUUAUUAGACAUUUAACUAAAAAACCUGAAUACUUUAAACUAUUCAUUAGAUAUAUUGUUUGUCAGGGACGUACACAUUUGCCCAUUAAUCCAGGAAAUGGCGAAACAAAUUCAUCACAAAAGGACACAAGAAGAAACGAUCAGAGAUGAUUCACAGAAGUACAUGACGUUAAGGAGGAAAACGACAUUAAGGAAAGUUUUAUUUAAGCAGAUUCCUGACACCAUUAACCGAACAGAACUUCUGCGACACAAAUUGCCAGAGGAAUGGAAGAUAUCUGCACCAGAGGCCAUAAUAUCAAUAACAGGAAUAGAUCAUCAGUUCAAUUUAAAAGACAAACACAAUUUGAAAAGACAUUUGAUUGAUGCAGUUUUGAGUACUGGAUCCUGGAUUGUAACUUGUGGAACGGAGUCGGAAGUGGUGGAAUUUAUUAAGGAUGCUGUUAAUGAACAAAUAGCACUGAAAGAUUUCUACAUUCCAAUAGUUGGACUUUUAUCGCAGAAUGUUUUAGAUGAAAUAAAACAUAAAAAAACAAUUUCAGGCUCAAAGAAGAGUACUAUGAAGAAUACAGAAAAAGAUAAAUAUUCUCACUUAAAAAAAAAGAAAAAAACAUUAGAUCCAAAUCAUACACAGUUCAUUUUUAUCGACGGAAAACAUACCAGUGCCAGAACAAGGACCAGGACCCGUAAUUCUACAUUAGAAUGCAGAGAAGCUUUUAACAAUUUCUUAUCGUGUAUAUGCGAUGAAAACGCAGACGGAAAAACAGAAGCCAAAAUAACCUGUGACAAGCUGCCAAUAGUCUUAGUACUAAUUGAAGGAGGAGUUGAUGCAAUGAGAACAGCUUCAACUGUAAUGAAAGGCAAAAAUCCCAUUAUUGCAAUUGAGGGUUCAGGAGGAGCAGCGAAUUUCCUUGCUUCUUGCUAUUGGCAAAAACAUAGGGGGAGCAACGACGAGACGAAUAAAUUAAAAGAAACAGACGAAAUUAUUGAAGAAUUGAAAAAGGAAUGCUUUAAUGAUAACCAGACGGAGUUAGAAGAUGAAGCAAACAAACUGUCAAAGCUCUAUCUUGAGAAUACAAAUUUGGUUUACGUAUAUUCACUGGAAGACAAAACAGCAAAAGUUGAUGAAUAUAUUCAGAAUGCUAUAUUCAAGAUUUACAAAGAUUGCUAUGAAAACAUGAUAAAGGAAGUGGAAGAUGAAAACAACAUGAGCAAUGGAAACAUGAUAAACGGUGUGAAAGAUAAAAACAAUGAAAGCAUUGAAUCACAAAUACUGAAAAAUUCAAUAAAAAAGCAACUGAAACUUGUUGAGAAAUGGAAACGGUAUGACAUUGCUGACAAAGAAAUCUUCAUUGCAAGAAAUCGACACGAACUUUCGCAAUUACAGAAACAAAUUGAACAGCUGUUCUUGUCGUCACUUAAAGCCAACCGAACGGACAUUGUCAAGUUGAUAAUUGACAGAAUAGAGAAUAUGGGAUCAUUUGUACUCCAAAAAAUAUUCAAAGUAUACAAAGAGUGCAUACAAGACCAAGAAGAGCUAGCAAUUAAUCUUAUUGUACAGGAAUGGAGUGACACACAUAAAAACACAGAUGUCAAUGAAGAAUACAAAAUACUUUUUGAAAUAGAACUUUUCGUCAGGGAUGUGAUAGGAGAUACCAACUGCAGAAUGUUUGAUCUUACUGAAACAAAAGCCAAACCAGACACAGAUGGAAAAAAGAAAGGGACACCAGAAAAUACAUUAUAUAUAUAUUAUAUCGAAAAACCGUUCUAUCACCUUUUUGUAUGGGCGGUUCUGAUGAACUGGAAAGACAUGGCUAUGAUUUUCUUAGAAAAAGACACCGACUAUACAUGUUCUGCUUUAUUUGCCAGUGCAGUGCUGAAUAAAUUGGCUGAUGUUGCAUACGUUUCUAAUAACAUGGAGCUUAGAACGUCAUUACUCGAAAAUGCUAAAUACUUUGAAAUACUAGCUUGUAGUGUCAUGACAGAAUUGUAUAAAACUGAUCGAACAAAGGCUCUUAAAACACUGGUUACCACAGUGGAUCGAUAUAGUUGUACACCAAUAGCGAUGGCUUGGUCACAAAAGUUGAGAACAUUCAUGGCCAUAACAGCCUGCCAAGCAAAGCUCAACAGCAUCUGGAGAGGAGAUAUUGCACUCCACACACAAUCAUGGAGGAUUGGAAUGACAGUAUUUCUUCCUUUGUUGUUGAUUCCAAAUCUAGGAUUCAUUUCUUUUAAAAACAACCCUAGACAAAUUCUACCUUCUGCAGACAAUUCCGAGACAACUGAUGGUCAGUCAGCCGAAGAAAAGAAAGCCGAAAAACGAAUUUCGAAUAAAUUUUUCCAGUUUUACACUGCGCCCAUAGUCAAAUUCUUCUUUUACAUGAUUACAUACCUCACAUUUUUGGUAAUAUUUUCACUAUUUGUGUUGACGGAUUUGUACCCUCUAUCAGAACGUUCACCAUCAAUUUUUGAAUAUGUUACCUGGAUUUGGGCUGCGUCACUCGCAGUUGAGGAACUAAGACAAAUGUUACAGACCGACAAGGGUUCAUUUUCAAAAAACAUUAAGUUUUGGGCUAAAGAUGUAUGGAAUAUAUUUGACCUUUUAAUGUACCUCCUAUUUUUUGUGUCUGUUAUUCUACGAGUAGUGCUGAGUUCGGAGGACUUUUACUUUGCAAGAAUGACGUAUGUAGUCACAUUAGCAAUGUUCAUUUUAAGGAGCAUGCAUUUCUUUUUCGUCACAAAAGAAAUUGGACCGAAAGUUGUUAUGAUUGGGAAAAUGCUUGAAGACCUUGCAUUUUUCAUCUCACUGUUUGCUCUGUUCGUAUUUAGUUUUGGAAUUAUGUAUCAAGCCAUUUUGUUUCCAAAUUCGGUGUUAUCAUCUUGGGAGUUAUUUAAAGAACUUAUAUAUUUACCAUAUUGGCAGUUGUAUGGUGAAUUAUUUUUAGAUCGCAUUGAAGGAACAGAACCAUCGGAAUGUACACAUAAUCCAUUGUUAUACACGAAUGGUACAAUGUUGCGAUGCGCACAGACCAACCAAUUUAAUUCACCAAUGUUGGCAGUAUAUCUUGUUUUGGCAAAUAUACUUUUAGUCAAUAUUCUUAUUGCUAUGUUUUCGUAUACAUUCCAAAAAGUACAAGACAAUUCCGAAAUUAUUUGGAGGUUCCACAGAUAUUCAUUGGUGUAUGAAUACUAUGACAUGCCAAUGUUUCCAAUACCAAUAGUAAUACACUUAUGUCGAAUCAUUGUAUUUUGUUAUUACAAAAUACGGAAACUUCAGUAUAAGAGCGACUUUGCAUUAAGACUUGAACCCGAUGACGUUGAGAAACUGAAUAGAGUUGAAAGCAUUGCUUUGGAACGAUAUCUAAAUGCACCGACAUAUGCUCGAAGCAGAUAUGAAACAAGGAACAUGGUGUUGGAUGAAAGAGAAAUACCCGGAGAAAAAGAUGCAAUCAACACCUACCAUGACAUUGAUGAUUUACACGAGGAAAUGAACAAAAUGCAUCAAUCUUUGAAAAAAGAGAUACGACAGCUUGCACUACGACAACCUGUUGUAGUUGUAGACUUUCCGGGCAACUAUACAACUGAAAAACAUACCCUAUUACAGGAAUAUAAUUAACAAAACAUAGUAGAAGCCACUGUCUAUACACAAUUUUCACAUAGAACAUAAUAUUUGGGGUUGGGUUAUUUAAAAGUUGUUAUAGGUUGCAAUUAUAUAAAUGUAGAUAAUGUCAUUUCCCAUAAGAUCUUCUUUUACGGCUAAAAUGUACUACUUUUAUUACGAAGUUUCGUAAACCAAAUUCCUAGACGGAAAAGCUCAUAUGCAUUUCUAUUUUUUUUUAAAGUGCGGAAUAUUUUCUACAUUUAUUAUAUGCCCCCGUACGUCUUAGAGUUGAAACUUAUACUAAAAUUCUGCACUACCUUUACUUUUGGGUCAUCCACAUAUCUCAAUUUAUGAUAAUCUAUACUAGUAACAUUAUCAAGUCAUGUCUUUACGAGAUAUAAUAUAGAGAUCAUAUCUGGGAACAAGUAGAAAAAACAAAUAUCUAUGAAUAUCACAUAUCUUUCAAGAGGCGUGGCUUGUGAAACCUAUACUUACAUUUAUCUAAAUAGAAAACUCUUGCAAAAUAUCCUUUUUUUUUCUCUUUUUAUAUACCUUACAUAAUGUGGCUAAUAUAUGACUAAAAGUUUUUAAACAAAACCAUAUUUGCAAAACGUGUAUAUCAUGCAUAUAUGAAUGAACCAGUCUGAUAUACGAAUUCUCUAAAAGUUUAAUUUAUAGAGCUGAGUGAUGGAAUCUGUUUUUUCAUACAUUCAAAGCACAGUUAUUGUUUACUGUGAGUUUAUACUGAGUCAACAUAGCCAAAGCCCAGGUUUUUAUCAAUCUUCAUGCAAUAUUUAUAAAACUUUAUAUAUAGUCCAUAUAUCAGCCAUUUAUCUAUAUAUUUGAGUUAAUUUCUUUGACUCUGAAAAUGAACCAGAGUUGAUAAAGUUCUACAGUUUCUCUUUUUAUUUAUUUAUAUAGGUUGCAAUUUUGCAAAUAUAAACAAUGCAAUUUCCCAUAGUAACUCCUUUUAUGGCUAAAAAAGUACAAUUGUUAAUAAGAAGUUUCAUAAAAAAAUAUGCGCUUCUAUUCGAAGGUCAAAAAGAAAGGCAAAUUUUUAAUAUUUUAUGGUCCGAACUUCUUAGAGUUUAAAAUCAUACUAAAAUCCUGUAAAACCCUUACUUCACUCUUGGUCUUCCACAGAUUUCCAUUCGACCGCUAUUCGUGUGAAUGUAUAUUGAUAACAUUCCCAAGAUAUGUCUCUACAUUUUUGUCUACGAGAUAAAAGAAAGAAGAUUGUAUCUUGGAACCAGUAGGUAAACAAAGCAAAAUGUAAUGAUUAUUAAAAAGCCGUGGUUUUUGACACAGCUGCAUUUAUGUGUCAUUUGUGGAGAGUUGUCAUAUUAGCAAUCAUACCCCAUUUUCUUUUUUUUUAUUCUAAUUUCUAUAUAAGAAAAAUAUAUGUUGUUAGAUGAUGAAACACACAUGUAUUCAUCAAUUCCGAAUUAAAUAUAUGAAUGUACAGAUUAUAUCAAUAAACAUGUAGUGUAUUUUAUUUCAAUUAAUAUAACUUAUAACCAUGUUUAAUUCAUUUUGGUUGGCAAAUGAUUAGAGUGUUUUUUUUUAAAUGUUUUUAUAGCUAUCGCAUGUGCUUAUAGAAUUUCAUAUGUACUUGAUAUAAAAAGAAGAUGUGGCAUGAAUGCCAAUGAGACUCUCCACAAGAGACCAAAUGACACAGAAAUUGAGCCUUCUUUGUUUUAAUACAUUAACAACAUUUUAGUAAAAUUCAAAAAGGAAUGUAUUGUUGAAUUUCUUCCAGUAAUAUAAUAUUUGAAUGGCUAUAAGGUGAUGGUGAUUGAAGAACAGUAAACUACUAUCAAUCUUUCUAUUUAAUGCACUAAAUAACUUAACAAUAUAUUGUUGGUUUUGAUUUCAGUCGUUCAGUUUACCUCGAAUGAUUAUUGUAGUAUCUGUUUAGAAUUAUCAACCAAAGAGCAACCAUGUUCGUAUCAUUUGACUUUUAAGGCAAACAAGAAAAUCCAAAAAAAUGUCUUCUAGUUGAAAAACGUACAAACAUAUGUUAAAAAGGCUAUCUUAAUUACCUACGAGGAAUUUUAAGUACAACCAUAACAUUUUCAAUCAUAUUUUGAUAAAGCCAAGAUGAAGCAACACAAACUUAAGAAAGAUUUCGGCACAAAUUUUAUGCAUAACUUCGAAUAAAUUAUUCAAAAUUUCAAUAUAAACUUCUUUGUCUUUGCAUUGUCUUAUGAGUUCUUUCAAUAUACUGAUUUAUACCAGAUAACAUAUGGAUAAGACUGCAUAUUAGACUGUUUUUACAUAACAGUCCUCAAAUAAUGUCUAAUACUAUCGUAUUCUUUUAUACCUUCUAAACUGUUAUAUUUCUUUCCUUCUACUAUUUAUUGCCUUUGUAAACAUAUCUGUUGCCGUGAACAAUAAGGACUAACUAAAUGUAUAUUGGCAUUUUAAUUGAAGAAGAGAGGCGAAAGACACCUGUGGAACAAUAAUUCUGUUAUCACAACCCAACAACACAAUGGCUAAUUAAAGAAAAAGAUCAAUAGACAAACAACAGUAAACGCACAAUUUAAACAAACAUAUAAAAUUAAAGACUGAGCCACACAAACCCCACAAAAUCUGGGGCUGAUCUCUGGAAGAUCCUGAUCCACAUGUGACAACUGUUGUGUUGCUUAUGGUAGUACAUACACUUAAAUAAGUCUUAGUUGGUAGGUUAACCCGGGAUAUGUUUUAAUAAAUUUUAGUCUCUGACGCAAGAUAUUUUAUAAUUAAAUGUGUUUGGCUUUUAACUAGCUUCAGUAACUGCAGGUACUCUCAAUUCGUAAUAUCACGUUAAUUUGAACUGUUGAUACAAUUUGUAAUGCAUUUUUGUUUAUUCAAUUAUUAUUUAUUUGUGUUAUAUCUCGUCUCACUUUUUUUUAAUAUAUACCACCAUUGAUAAGUAUUUAGUAUGACAAUAAGUUUUCACUUCUGUUCUCAUACUAUGAACAAACACAUAAUUUUUUUGUAAAAGAUAUUUCCAUACUCCAUGUACACAAUACAACAUAGUUAUUAUACUUAUCUGUGUAUGCUCUUUUACCAAACGGCAUUUUGUCCAAGGAUAUAUUUGUCUUUCUGAUAUUGUUUUACAUCUUCCCCUUUUUUAUUUAUAUUGUAUUAACAUUGUGUCAUAGAUCAAAUAAAGGCAACAGUAGUA
Messenger RNA from Mytilus californianus (California mussel), 7334 nucleotides. RefSeq names its product transient receptor potential cation channel subfamily M member-like 2. Gene Ontology annotation, cellular component: membrane. The transcript has 24 exons. Gene Ontology annotation, biological process: calcium ion transmembrane transport. The coding region runs from base 665 to 4180 and encodes 1171 amino acids. The record is from RefSeq and is a predicted model, not a curated record. Gene Ontology annotation, molecular function: ligand-gated calcium channel activity. NCBI's taxonomy places the organism in Eukaryota, Metazoa, Mollusca, Bivalvia, Mytilida, Mytilidae.